Messenger RNA from Zeugodacus cucurbitae (melon fly), 9257 nucleotides. RefSeq names its product disintegrin and metalloproteinase domain-containing protein 9 (gene mmd). Gene Ontology annotation, molecular function: metalloendopeptidase activity. Gene Ontology annotation, biological process: membrane protein ectodomain proteolysis. The transcript is spliced from 24 exons. Bases 1691 to 6196 code for a protein of 1501 amino acids. The record is from RefSeq and is a predicted model, not a curated record. Lineage: Eukaryota; Metazoa; Arthropoda; Insecta; Diptera; Tephritidae.
CACAAAAAUAAUUAAAAUUAGUGAACAUCACUCGAAGAAUCAUCAAAAAAGAAAAAUUUCUCACAAAAUUUGUCACAACAAAAAUUUCUGCAAAAAAUAAAGAUUUAUUAAAAAAAAAAGUAUACCAAAAAAUUCAACUCGUCUCCAAAAAAAAAAAACAAAAAAAUUAUCACAUCGAAUCAAAUCCCUUCAUUGACAAUUCAAUUACUUUGUAAACUCUCGCUCAAAAUCUAACUAUUCAUGCAUACAACUAAAUACAUACAUACAAACAUACUUACAUGCAUACUAGCAAAGGAAGCAGCAGUAAAAGCAUAGAUUUGUGUUCAUAUUCCUGUGCAACUAAAAUCUGAAAAAAAAUAAACACAAAAUUCACCUCAACAAUUGUGCUCAGUGAAGUUCGUACAAUUCAGUGCGAUUUCUAUUUCCAAACAAUACAACAAGCAAAACAAAAACAACAACUUACUACUAGUUUAAAUACUUAAAACUACUACUCACUCGCAUCUACAAAACAUAAACACGCACACAUACACACUCACACACGCUCAUAUGUGUUUUUGUGUGUGUGCCUGUGUCUUAACUAGAAAUCAACAAGCAACGUUAGAACUGAAGCCAUAAUAAGGAGGAAAGGAGUUUGCAUACAAAAUAUCCUGCCAUUAAAUGAGAAUUCAAAUGCAAUCUACAACAACAACAACAACAAAACCAAGAACAAGCAAAUCGCCAGCAAAUUGUAUGUAAACCUUGAAACUAAUAAGCGUACAGUAGUACUCGGCUUGGCUUAAUAACUAAGAGGUAACUAACUUCAAACUGAAAACUGGUAACUGUAAACUACAAAUCCAGUUAACAACAACAAUUGCAACACGAACAACAAGUGCGCAAAUCAAAAACGAAUCAAAUACAUAAAGUUCAUAUCGACACAUUAUACAUACCUACGAAGACGUCCUCUAACUCUAGACCGCUCUCUCUUUCAUUAUCGCACUCGCUCACUCGCUCUUUCUCUGCAAACUGUCUCUGCCACUAAUGCAUACAACAGAAAAAGUGCUAACUACAUAUUAUUGGAUAUGUAAAAUAUGUGUGUUUGUGUAAGUAGCGUGCUUAGAUGUUGCAAUAAUAGCAACAAAUGCCCGACAGUACAGUUAGAAAAUAAUUGCAACAACAACAACAGCAGCAACAAUCAGAAUACGCAUGCCAAGCAAGUGAAGCGAAAAGCAUUGGACAGCAGCAAAGGUAGCAUACAGCUAGCAAAUACACAACAGAAGCAAGAACAACAAACACAAAAGCAACAACAACACAAACUUAUGGCACAAACAACGGCGAAGCAUAAAACAAAUUUGUGUCGGUGAAGUAGCAACAGCAGCAGCAGCAGCAGCACGAAAACGAAGAAAAAGCGCAAGAAGAAGCGGAAGCGGAAGUAGUGCACAGCACAGCAGCAGCAACAACAACAACAGGCGAGAAGUAAAUAUUGAAAUUGUAUAGUUUUGCAAGUUGAGCAGAGCGUAGGAGAGCUAAUCGUCAGUAGGCAAGCGUUUAGCAAGCAAGUGUUUGAAAGCGAGUGAAGGCGUUUGCAUUGAAAUCGCCGUACAAUAAUAAUACAACAACAACAACAAAAACAAUAAUAUUGAAUACAAUAUUGAAAAGUAGCCGCAGCAACAGCAACAGUCGCGCGUAAAAUAAAAAAUAAUCAGCCGUUGUCAUGAGGAUCAUCGCGCCGUUUCGGGCUCUGGUGCUGGCCCAUUUAUUUUAUUGCGUAGCGCCAGCUGGUGAGGCUGAUUACACUCUGGAUGAUUCUUUUUGGAAUGAAGAAAGUCCUGUCGGUGAAGUGGAACGCCUCCUUAAGGAGUAUCGUCAAAAUCAGGAACUAGUACGCCGUAUCGGCGGUCAUUACUAUCAGAUCAUUUAUCCGGUGCAGCUGCGGCACCACGAAAAGAUGGGCAUAUCAACGCGUGAAGUGAGCCCACCAAAGGUACGAACCCGUAAACGUUUGCGUUACUUAGAAAUGCGUAAGCGUAGAAAACGUAAUAUACGUACUUUAAACAAUUUGACCGGAACGCCGGGUCAGCGUACACGACCCCAUGAGGAUGGUGGCUUCAGUAGAGGCAGAACAAAGAAACACUUUCAUCGCACCUCACUCUUAAUUAAGGCCUUUAAUCAUAAGUUUCGCUUAGACUUGGAAUUAAAUUCGCAACUUUUAUCACCAAAUAUACAACAAAAACAUUACCAUGUGAGUGGUUAUCAGGUGGAUGGUAAUCGGCAUGACAUUGAGCAUUGCUAUUACCAUGGCACCGUUAAGGACUAUCCUGGUGCUAGCGCCGCCUUCCAUACGUGCAAUGGUGUCAGCGGCGUCAUACACAUCGGCAACGAAACAUUCGUUAUACAUCCCUUCUAUGGAGGCGAUCUUUCGAAACAUCCGCAUGUGAUAUUUGAGGCACGCACUAAAGCCAAUAAAGGAUGCGCCAAUUCGGGUAAUUUAGAGACGUGGCGUUUGCAACGACGCCCGAAACUGUUGUCGGCUGGUGUCAUCGACGAAAUACAUCCGAACGGUGCGGGCCGUUAUAAGCGCGAUGUACGCGAAGCAACUAAAUACAUCGAAACGGCCAUUGUUGUGGACCAAGCGAUGUACGAAAAACGUAAUGGCAGCACACGUGCCGAGGUCAUACACGACGCCAUACAGGUGGCGAAUAUAGCGGAUUUGUACUUUCGCACUCUGAACACCCGCGUCUCGGUGGUGUAUAUUGAAACGUGGGGUAAAAAUCAGGCCGUCAUCGAUGGCAGCAAGGACAUCAGUAAAGCCAUAUCGAAUUUCAACGAUUACACAUCGCGAAAUCUUUUCCAAAUCGAACGCGACACCACACAGUUACUAACCGGCGAGACGUUCGCUGGCGGCGAAGCGGGCAUGGCCGUGCCGGAGACUGUGUGUACGUCGCGUGCGAUUGGCAUCAGCGUCGAUAUUAAUGUCUACGAGCCACAUCUGUUGGCUGGCACGAUGGCGCACAUGAUUGGCCAUAAUAUCGGCAUGGGUCACGAUGAUGGACGUGAGGAGUGCUACUGCCGGGACUGGCAUGGCUGCAUAAUGGCCCAAUCGAUAGUUGGCCAGGAGAAUGUGCAGCCUUACAAAUUCUCCGAGUGCAGCAAAAAGGAUUAUAUCGAUGCAUUGCGCACCGGACAUGGGUUGUGUUUACUCAAUAAGCCGAAUGAGAUCGAAAUGCGUCGCAAUUGUGGCAAUAAGAUCGUCGAGGAGGAUGAAGAGUGUGAUUGUGGCACGAUUGAGGAGUGUGCCAUGGAUCCAUGUUGCGAUGGCAUCACUUGUAAGCUGAAAUCGGAGGCUCAAUGUGCCAGUGGCACUUGUUGUAAUGAAUGUCGCCUUCGGCCAAAAGACUAUGUUUGUCGUGAUGCGCUCAACGAAUGCGAUCUGCCAGAGUAUUGUGAUGGCGAAAGUGGACACUGCCCAAUGGAUGUGUUUCGAAAGAAUGGAUCACCAUGUGGACACUCAAAGGCGGGAGUGUCGUCCGGCUAUUGCUUUCAAGGUGACUGUCCCACCUUGAAUCUGCAAUGCGAGGCGAUUUGGGGUUAUGGCGGCUUGGCAGCCGAUCGCCAAUGCUAUGAGCAAUUCAACUCGAAGGGUUCGAUCAACGGUCAUUGUGGGCGUGAUGCCAAUGAGCAUUAUAUUAAAUGCGAACCAGAAAAUGUUCAAUGUGGCACAUUGCAGUGCAAAGAGGGCGAAGGCCAGCCAGUUAAUGAUGGCAUUGAUCAGCUUUAUUCGAGUACAAUUAUCUCAAUCAAAGGAACGGUAUAUACAUGCAAAGCCACUAGCGGUCAAGUGGGCGCCAAUGAGUAUCCGGAACAUGGACUGGUUAAGGAUGGUACGCCAUGCGGUAAAGAUUUGAUUUGUCUGAAUCAGACUUGUGUCAGCAUAUUUCCACAUGUCGAUCAAACCAAAUGCCCAACAGAUUCACAGGGAAAAGAGUGUUCAGGACGCGGGGUCUGCACCAAUACCAAUCGCUGUUUUUGCGAUAUGGGUUGGGGCGGCGUCGAUUGUAGCCUUGUAGUUUUACUGACCACACCACUGCCAACGGAAGCGCUGCCAACCGCGGAGAAUACUAUCAAAAUGGAGAAGAAGGAGACACCAUAUGAGAACUACCACGGCUCAAAUACAGUAUUCCUGGUCGGUGUACUAAUGUCAGUUGUUGGGUUCGUUUUUGUUACUUUCACCUUGAUGGCACUGUGCUACAGGUCAGUUGUAGUACAUAGAAACUUCUCCCUGUGUCUGAGACGCAAAACCACCACACUCAAGUACGAUCCGCCAUAUUCGAAAAAGCCCAUCGCCAAGGGCUAUGCCAGCGCCGCAGCCACUGCCGCAAAUCAUCACUCGGUCGAGGAGGUUUCACUGGACGGUUCCAGCAAAUUGGUCUAUGCCAAUCAGGCCGGCUUCAGGGAUAAAAGCAUACAUGGUCGCCGUUAUACAGGCGGCGGUGAAGACGAUCAGGCCCACUCUGAAAAGGGCAUAUUGAAGAAGCACAGCUAUGGGCUGGUGCACAAUGAACAAUUGAAGGAUAAAUGGGGCGACGAUGUACAGUCCGACAAUCUCGAGCUUAUAACACAACAGGACGGUGCACUCGGCGCCUCCACAAGCGGCGGAGCGGCGGUCUCCGAAGUGGAGCGCACGCUCAAAUCACUGAACGGCUAUCACGAAGACAUAUUGGAGGCAUUGCGUAAUGCGGCCUCACAUCGCGGCACCGCCACCGGCAAUACGCCCGUCGGCAGCGGCAGCCUUAGCGAAGAGAUGCUGCGCAAAACACUGCAAGACUGCCAAAGCGCACAGCUCGGUUACAGUGUGGAACCGUAUAAGCGUUCUAGCGGCUCGAAAUCGAGUUCACGUGAGAAUAUCUGCGAUCCGGCGCAGGCGCACAUGCUAAUCGAGAGUGCGGGCAUUGGCGGGCAUGCCGGUGCCAUAUUGCAUCAUCAUCGGUCACAGCAUCAAUUGCAUCAGCCGCCACCAUCGAUGCAGCAGCAGCAGCAGCAACCGCCGCUAGACGAUGAUGAUGCACCGUCGACCGGACCGUUACGUAUACGCAAUCUGGAGGAUCUGAUACGACAGCUGGAGCAUCAUUCGUCGCGUCACAUGAGUCCUAGCGGCUCCGAGGACAUUCGAAUGUCCGAAACGGAGGCCGAUCGCCAUUAUAGAUUAGAUAGUUCCGCCGCUUGUAGUGAAUCGUCGCAAGGCUCAAAUCAGCAAUUAGCACAAUCACAGAAAACUGCAACAAUACAUCCGUCUUACAGCAGUCGUUUGCGCCCGCGCUCCGACGAGGAGUCGCGCUUCGCCUACGGAAGGUACAGACAUCCCCAAGCAGCUAGUAGACAUCCAUCGCAUCAAUCGCAUUCACCUCAUGCUUUCGGCCAUCAUACGCAUCAUUCGCACGCCCACGGUCAUGCUACGCACGGCCCACACUCAUCACAUCACUCGUCGCAUACACACUUGCACCAGGACGACGAGGGUAUAUACGAGAGUGCCGACCAUCAUGAACGUUCGGUGGUUGAUGCACGUCUCGAUCCGCGUGAAACACCCGACAGUGAGAGUGAUGACUUUAUUCAAGCUCAACAACAGUUAGCCCGGUGGGCGAGUGAGGAUGUGGUAUCCGUCGUGGUAUUGGAUCAACCGCAAUCCGGCACAAUGUCGGAUUCCCAACAAUCCAGCGGCGUCGGACCAAUGUCAACGGCUACAACGAGUACCGUUAUACAUCAUCAACACCCGCACCAGCACCACGGCGAUCAUCCAUCCUCGGCAGCAGCCUCAUCAGCAGCGGCGGCGGCGGCUGCGGUGGCGGCAGCAGCAGCGGCAGCCAACAGCAACUCUAUAAUGGGUUUGGGGGGCGUGCCAAAUGGUAUAAAUGUAAAUCAGAGGGACUACUACCCCUCGCCACCCUCAACGGAGACGGAAAGCAGUGGAAGUGUUAUCCAACCGCUCAGCCGUCGUUUGCCUAUACCAGCCGAUACCGGCCAACAACAGCAAGCGCAAUUGCAGCAGCUGCACCAACUGCAUCAGCAUCAUCAACAGCAGCAGCAUCAGCAGCAGCAGCUUCAGCUUCAGCAGCAGCAGCAAAUGCAGCUGUUACAGCAGCAAGGCGACACCACCAGCAGCAGCAACAACAGUCAAUCAGGACAAAUAAUGGAGAAUGGUCGAUAUCCGGAAUAUAAACACUGAUGAUAAUGUCAAUGCCUACAGCAACAACAACAAAUGCAGCAACAACAACAGCAACAAUUGCAACAACACUAGCAAUAAUAACAAUCGUAAAUGCCACUGAAAAUCAAUUUUUCUAACCAAUAGUUAACUGUGCAAUUUGUUGUUGUAUCGGCUGCAAUAUGCGAAUGCGACACGAAGCAACCGGUGUCGCCUAAUUGGCAUUGACAGCAGAACAUUUGUUAUUGUGGCCUGAAAAGCGUAAACAAAAAAAAAAACGAAGUACUUCGCGCUGUUUAACGAGCAUAAACGAAUCGAACGAAGCGAGCCGAGCGAACCGAGCGAGUAAGCGAACGAGCGUACGCGAUAUCGACCGAAGCCCAGCAAUGUGAUUUUAUACAAAGUAGCAUUUUAGGUUAUUCAAUUAAAUAAAUUGCAAACGAAAAAUGAUUUGGUAAAAUAAAGUUAAAUUAAUUAAAUUAAAAAUUUAAAUGAAAAAAAAAACAAAAACGACUCAGAAAAAAUUAAAAAAAUUAAAAUUAAAAAAGUAGACUUAGAUAAUUUACAAAAGCAAAAAAAAAUUUAAGAAAAAAAUAAAUAAUAAAUAAUUGUGUGCACUUGAAGCAGUUGAAUCGUGAAUUUAUUACAACAAAUUAAUAUGCAAAUUUGCGCAAACAACAAAAACAAAAACAAAAAAUAGAAAAUGAAAACGCAAAUCGUUUCGCAAACUAAUUCGAUUAAGUACACACACACCCACACAUACACCUACCCGCAUACAUAUACAUAAGUAAAUAUAUAUGGAUUUGUAACUUUUGUUAUUAUUCACAACCACAUUGUACAUAAUGUAUGUAUGUAUUGACUAGCAUAUUCGUUAAGCUCCACAAACUUCUUUAUGGUAUAAUAUUGUACACUUGUAUAUCUGUAUGUACUUACAUACAUACUCGUACAUGCAUAGUAUAUAUGUAAUUCAUCGUAACCCUAACCAUAUUGCACAUAAAUAAAUUGUAAUUUACUCGUACAUACAUAUAUGUAUAAGUAUCAACACUCACACACACUUAUGUACAUUUGUAGCGAUGUACGAAUUUGCCAAUUAGCAUUAAGCCGCCACAUUGAUGUUUCUAACACACUCGUCUAUGCCAGACAUAUACACGUAAACAUGCGUGUGUUAAAUAUUCAUAGAUUUAUUUGUAGUUAGCAGAAUGCAGAAGGAAUUAUGCAGGAAAACAAAAAAAUAGCAACAAAUUAACAAAAUAAUGAAUAUAGAAAAUGAAAAACCGAAUUAUUAAUUAAAUGUAUAGGAUCCACACACUAAGUACACACAUACAUAAACAUUGAAGGAAAAUAGAAAAAUGUAUAAUUUUGUGCAAACUUAGUAAUGGCUAACAGAGAUUGUAAUACAGAGUCCUCUUGGUUUUCUGAUAUUCACAUAGCAGCCAUUACUUUUUUAACGUUCAGCAAUAAUUAGUCAAUAUUCUGGGGUUCCAUUUUUCUCUCAGUUUUUCAUUUAUUGUACAGAAUGUAUUCACAGAGCUGCUCGGCAGUCUGAAUACUGAUUAAAAAAAACUUAGAAUAGAGUCUAAACGUUCUCAUUGCCAUUAUCAAUAAUAUUUCUUUAAACCUUAGAGUAUGACCUCUUGAUUCGAUACAAAUAAUCUUCAUUGUAUACUAGUAAUUUAAAUCCACACUAAGUCAGAGCCAAGAUAUCUUUGAACUACAGUAAAACAAAAUACAAUAAGUCCUUUAAUGAAAAAUGUAUAUAUCUUUUUCUCGACUUGUAAAUGUCAAACCUUUUAUUAGUCUUUAAAACCCUUAAAAAAUGUCAUAGAUUUUUCCACAAGAAAAGUUAGAAUCCUUUUUAAAAACCAACAUCCUUCAAUAGUCGGGCAGAAAAAAACAGGUUUUGAGUAGGCUUUCAAUAUUUCUAUUACUGGAAAAAAUUAACAAAUCAACUACAGUGGAUCUUCCAUAACUCGAACGCUUGAAGUGGCAAUAGAAGGCAACUUUCAUACAAAUUUCCUUCCAUGAAUCAUAUUUUUUUCGACCAAAGCAUAAUACAAAAUUUAAAAGUUUACUAUCGAGGCAGAAUUUUAAAAGAGUCAUUCUAUAUCGUACGGAGGGGAACAAAAAAUAUAAUAUUACCCUUAUGGAUUGCAUAAAUCUAUAUUUUACAGCUUUUCAAAUGUGUUUUCAAAUAUGUUUUAAUGAAAAUUCUAUAACUCGAAGUCUCUCUAACUCGAAGUUUUUUGUGGAUUAUGAUGAUUCAAAUUAGAGAAAUAAUCUAAAUUUUUGUGUUCCUACCACUGUCUAUACUCUGUAGUGGUUUCAAGCUAUGUAUAGAGAAGAUAUGAAAUUAUAACAGUAGAACCGAGGUUCUUGAAAUGAAACCCGGUGGUUUCAGCAAUAAAAUGUUUCGAAAUUCUCUUUUCUGAGAUAGUCGAUGAAAAUUCUUCCAAAAUAUUGACGCUAUAACUUUUCAAGAUGGUUGUGAAGUCUUCUCAUGAUUUGGACGAUUAUACUCAAGAAAUUCGGUUCUAUUACGAACUCAAAACUCUGCUCAGAAUCAUUGGUUUAUUGUCGCUGUUGGCAGAUUGUUAGUUACCUCGUAUCAUUCUUUCCGUAGAGCUUUCGUAUACCCAAACAUUCUUGGAUGAUAUGUCCAAUGUAUUCAUUUCAUAUCUUUAGAGCGUCAACUAUCUCGAUCAACCUAAUUUCGUAAUUUUUUGGUUUUUAAAGAAUCUUGUAUUUGUCCGUUAUAGCCUCUUGUGGGCUUUCAUUAAGUUCAGUAUCUUCGAUACAGUAGUAGCGUACACGGAAUAUAAUAAAUAACUUAGGAAUGGUUGCUUCGUUUGGCUCAGAGCUAAGAUAAAACCCAUCGAACCACUCUUAGGUAUCAAAUUUUGGCCAAGAAUUAAAAAUUUCAAGUUUUACUCAUGAGAUGUGAUCUCAUCCUCAAUAUUUCGUAUAGUUUUAAAAUAUUAGUUCUACAACUUUGCUUCCGCCGUUUUCCAAUAUUGUUUCUUUUACUCAGCGAAUGUCGGCAAAAAGUGACAGAAAACAAUUCCAUUUUCGUUUCAUCUUUUUUCAU